AGAGUGUCGCCAUGGAAGCCCGAGGGGCUUCGGCGGCCUCAGUCCAGGCUGGGGUACUACAUUAGGCCCAACCGAGUCGCCCCCGCCAUCUUCCCGGCCCAGACACGGAUUCCCCGAAGCGCUCUCGGCAUGGGGGAACCUGAGGACGUCGUGCCCGAUUCGGGUGCUGUAUUUACAUUUGGAAAAACUAAGUUUGCUGAAAAUAUUCCCAGCAAAUUCUGGUUUAAAAAUGAUAUACCUACAUAUCUUGCAUGUGGAGAUGAACAUACUGCUGUUAUUACUGGAAAUAAUAAACUUUACAUGUUUGGCAGUAACAACUGGGGCCAGUUAGGAUUAGGAUCAAAGUCAGCUGUUUGCAAACCAACAUGUGUCAAAGCUUUAAAACCUGAAAAGGUGAAACUUGUUGCCUGUGGACGGAACCACACCCUAGUUUCAACAGAAGGGGGCAAAGUAUAUGCAGUUGGAGGAAAUAAUGAAGGCCAGCUAGGACUUGGUGACGCUGAAGAUAGAAACACUUUUCAUCUAAUUGAGUUUUUUACAUCCCAGUAUCAGCUUAAACAGCUCUCUGCUGGAUCUAACACUUCAGCUGCACUAACUGAUGAUGGAAAACUUUUUAUGUGGGGAGAAAAUUCUGAAGGGCAGAUUGGCUUAAAUAAUGUAUCUAAUGUGUAUAUUCCUCAUGAAGUGACUGUUGGAAAACCUAUUGCCUGGAUCUCUUGUGGAUAUUACCAUUCAGCUUUUGUAACAAUGGAGGGAGAACUGUAUACAUUUGGAGAACCUGAGUAUGGGAAGUUAGGUCUUCCCAAACAGCUACUGAUAAAUCACAAAGUGCCCCAGCUGGUGCCUGGAAUUCCCGAGAAAGUGAUCCAAGUAGCUUGUGGUGGAGGGCACACAGUGGUUCUCACAGAGAAAGCUGUGUACACCUUUGGGCUGGGACAGUUUGGCCAGCUGGGUCUUGGCACUUUUGUGUUUGAAACUGCGGAACCAAAAAUCAUUGAAUCUGUUAAGGACCACAAAAUAACUUAUAUUUCCUGUGGAGAAAAUCAUACAGCUUUGAUAACAGAUAUAGGCCGUAUGUAUACUUUUGGAGAUGGUCGAUAUGGAAAAUUAGGACUUGGAAUGGAGAAUUUUACCAAUCAGUUUGUUCCUACUUUGUGCCCUAAUUUUUUGAGAUUUAAAGUUUAUUUGGUUGCCUGUGGUGGAUGUCACAUGGUAGUUUUUGCCACUCCACGACUUGUUCUAGAAAGAAUUGAACUUGGGGAAAUUAGUGAUUCCUGCAUACCUGAAGCAACUUCUUUGCCCAUCAGCGACCUGACCUCAGGAAAUGUACUGCAUAGGACUUUAUCAGCACGAGUGCGUCGAAGAGAGAGGGAGAGAUCCCCAGAUUCUCUUCAAAUGACACAGUCGCUACCUCCAAUUAGAGGGACUCUUGGUUCACCUGUUGAUUUUUCCCCAAGUUCAGUUCCUUUUUGUGUAUCUACAAGUAAUCUGCUAGAGAAAAUUAUGACUGAAAGGGAGGACCCCAUGAAGCUCAUGGAACCAGAUUAUUUUCAAGAUAAAAUGACCAAAGCGAAGGAUACAGACAGUUCUUCAUCAGCGGAUUCAAAAAGCCUUGGAGAAACUACUGAUGUCUUAAAUAUGACACAUAUGAUGAGCCUAAAUUCCAAUGAAAAGUCUUUAAAAUUAUCACCAAUUCAAAAACAAAAGAAACAACAAUCAAUUGAGAAACUGAAGCAGCACACAGCUCAUACUGAAAAUGAUGAUAGCAGUGAAUAUGAAAGUGAAGAGAUGUCCCAAAAAAUGAAAGAAGGGAAAGCAUAUAAACAAAUUUUGGCUACAGGAAUAUACAUGAUACCAACAGCUGGGAAGGUGGAAGCAUGUUCAGAUGAGGAUGUAGAAAUUCCAGAGGAAGAGGAAGGAGCAGAGGAUUUAGAAGGAAGUGGAAUAGAGGAGCAAGAGGUAGAGGAAAAUGUGGAGAUGCCUGGAGGAAAGGAGGAUGAGGAAGCAGAGAUCCUGUCAGAUGACUUUACAGACAGAGCAGAGGGUCGCACACUUUCAGAAAAUGAAGAACCAGAAGACGAAGAAGAUGAAAUUAGUGAACAUCUGGAAGAUGAGAAGAAAGCUGUGGGAGACAAUAAAAAUGUUCCUGCAGAUGACCAGAGUGAAACCAGCGACAGCUCAGUUGAAAAGGACAAAAAAAACAACCAAGAGGAACCGGCCAUUUCUGAAUACAAUGAAAAUCCAAAAGGCAGCAUACGUGAGCUCGCAAAGAGCAGUUCUUCAAAAGUCCUGGAAGAAAGUGUAUCCACACCAGGUAAAGACGUGAAAGUAUCAAAGAAGACUUACCUUUUUAAAAGACUGUCAUUGAUGAGUAUGAAAAGUAUGCUGAAUAAUAAUGAGCCACUUCCAGAGAUAAAAUCAGUAGGAGAUCAAAUAGCUUUAAAAAGCAAUAAGAAGGAUUUCAAACAGAGCCACAUUGGGCAAAAUAAUCAGGAUACGUCACCCCCAAAUACUGAGAAAACAUCAAAAUCCUGUGUAAUACUUUAAAUACAUAUUUAUGUGGUCACCAAGCACAUUGUAGUUUAUACUUGAAAAACAUGACUUCUUAAGGAAUGUUUCUGAUAACAAACUUGAAGGUAUAAGUUAAUAUGCUUUAUUUGGUUUGAAUAGUAUGACCAGUUUUGAUAAUUUAUUUAUGCUAAUAUUUUUGACAAGCAAUUUCAAAAUAUGUAUAUCUCAAACUCUAAGUGUUGUGGCCUUAACUGUUCAGUGUUUCAUAAAAAUAUAUUUUUAUAUGUGAAGGUUGAAUUAAGAUUUCACAGUUUUUACUAAACAGUUUUACAUCUUGUAAUUUCAUAAGGCAAUAUUUACAACCUCAAGACACUGUAACAGUUUUUAAUGUAUUUGCAAUUUUUAAAAACUGCGUCAAAAUUGUUUUAAAUAAGCAUAUUUUAAUAAACUAUAUCUGGUCAGUUCCACUGUUUAAA
Molecule: messenger RNA, 2987 nt
Organism: Miniopterus natalensis
Lineage: Eukaryota; Metazoa; Chordata; Mammalia; Chiroptera; Miniopteridae
Source: RefSeq, a predicted model, not a curated record